Xiphophorus maculatus (southern platyfish) is the source of this 6080-nucleotide messenger RNA. RefSeq names its product sperm specific antigen 2 (gene itprid2). NCBI's taxonomy places the organism in Eukaryota, Metazoa, Chordata, Actinopteri, Cyprinodontiformes, Poeciliidae. Gene Ontology annotation, molecular function: signaling receptor binding. Bases 187 to 4083 code for a protein of 1298 amino acids. The transcript has 22 exons. The record is from RefSeq and is a predicted model, not a curated record.
CAUGUUGCCGCUGCUUCUGUUGCUGCAGCUGGUUUCAGGAAGCGGAAGCAGGAAUGUUGGAGUGUUUUUUAGAAAAGUUUGGACACUUUUGACAGUUUGGGCUCAGACUCGAUUGAACUGUGGAGAAACGUGACGCCAUGCCACCUGUUGCAGAUGUUGCUGCAGAGUCAUCAGUCCUCUGACUGAAUGACAAAAACAACACACACCAAAAUGGACGUCGGCGUUCUUGACAGACAACCCACCGCUGCUCCAGAUCCCACUGUGGGGCACGCCACAAUCGCCAAUGAGCGCCGUCAAGCCUGGGCCAGAAGCAGGGACUCCUUUGGGCAAGGGUCGAAACCAGACCGCUUUGAUGCCCAGCAGAUCCAAAGUAAUGGGACUGCACAGAGCCAAGAACCAGGACAAGUUCCUAGCAAGAUUGAAAACUGGCUGAUUGACUGCAGAACUCCUCUUGGAUCCUCUCUAGAUGAAAGUUCUUCUCCCAGCAAAGGAGUGAAGAUCGGCUGCAGCUUUGAAGAUGACCUUUUAUUGGGAGCUGACGCCGAUCAUCUUCAGUCCAAAAAUAAUAAACCUGAAGCUUGUUUUGAUUUCGUGGCGGAUCGGAAGAGGAUUCAGUACAAAGAGAGGGGGAGAAGUAUGAACUCCACAGGAUCAGGGAAAAGCAGCACUGUAUCCAGUGUUUCAGAGUUGCUGGACCUGUACGAGGAAGACCCGGAGGAAAUCCUUUUAAAUCUGGGUUUUGGUCGAGAAGAACCUGACUUGUCCUCGAAAAUUCCCCCACGGUUCUUCAACAGCACCUCUUCAGCGAGAGGCAUUGACAUCAAGGUCUACCUAGGAGCUCAGCUGCAGCGCUUGGAAGUGGAAAACCCCAACUACGCUCUAACCAGUCGUUUCCGUCAGAUUGAGGUCUUGACGACGGUUGCCAAUGAGUUCUUCCAGCUCUACAGUCAGGUUUCUGGACAACCUGUGAACAAAUUCACCAGCAAGGAUCAAGGUGGAGAAGGAGAAAAAGGAGGGCAACAAGGAAGUGCCGGUAAAGAUCCAUCUACUCUGAAGAGGACUAACUCAGCCAGGAACAUGGCCAAACUCAUAAAGAAAAUUAGCAAACAGAACUUGCUCGGAUCAACCGCAGAGUCUCCAGAGGGGGUCUCGCCAAACAAACGCGCACAGCUGAACGGACACACUGCUUCCCCCGAUUCUGCACGUGUCAAAGACCAUACUAGUAGCGGUACGGAUCAUGACCGCGCCAGCUCUGACCACCAGGUGGAGAUGGUCAGCCAGAAACACAUGCGCAGGAAAGAUAAUUUCCCCUUGGCUACCGUGAGGGAGGAGACCAAUGGAGGCGGCGAGGCUGAUCGGCUAAUGGAGAGCAGUCCUGAACAGAGCAGCACUGGGCCAGAACACCAGCCAGCUUCAGCUGACCUUCACACAACCCAUCAGAAAACAGAGGAGGAAGGUGAUCAGGUGGCCAAAGAUGAGACUGACCUCACCUUCACCCCUGAGAAAGCUCUCUCCAUGCUCACCCCACCUUUACUCGCCCAGCUUCGCACAGAGAACGCAGACUCCUUCGACAUGGAAGAGAUUCAGACUAAUGACGAUGAAGCCCUGCCAUCCAGAACAUCCAGAAUCACAGACCUCUCAAGGACCGUUAGUCAACAGUCUGACAGCAGUGGCUUUGCUGAGGAGCCUUCUGGUGAUUCCAGCAGCUACCUCAAGGUGCAGGAGAGUUGUGACAGCUGUGACAGUGAGACCACCGUGACGUCACACCCAUCACAAGACCUAGCCACACCUCAGCCACUUGACCAGCCUGCGUUUGAGCUUCCGGGUGGCAGAGAGGAGGAGCCAGGGUCCUCCACUCCUUUCAAGGCUGAACAGAGUGGCACUUCCAUGGAAGAGGCGGUGCAUGAAGAGAGCUUGGAGCAGGUUCCACUGUAUGCAGUUCACCAACUUCCCGUGAGCAGACUUGCAGGGGAAGGGGAGCAACUGGAUAUUAAGGACAGAACUGAUCCAGACACAGAUCCACAACCAGAUCAAACCCAGAGUACGGCUUAUGAGCAAGAACCACAACCAGUGAUGGAAAAUACUGAGAAUCAGCUUACUUCAGAAGAAGAACCGCAGCACACUGAGCCCCUGACUCUGAUUGAUGCAGAAAGAGCCACAGAGAGAGCUGAGGAAAAGACUGAUUCUGUUCUCUCCGCACCAACGUCUCCGGUUCUUAGAGCACUGAAUAGAGCCAAACAGAACCAGCUCAGGAUGUUGGGCCAGCACAAGAGCAUCCAGAUCGACAACCCGUCCCAAACCCCUGGCAGAACAAUAGGUAGACGUGGUUUGAUCCCCAUGCAAAGGUCGUCCUCCUUACCUUUGUCCCUCCUCUCACCUUCUAAAGUCGUAUCCUCUGUCAGGAUCCAGUUCGGUCAAGGCCAAGCAUUCUGUACCCCACCCAGGUACUCCAUUAAAUACGUUCAGGAGGAUGGAGAGCAAAAGGAAUAUGAGGAGAAAGAGGAAGAGGAGCAAAGCAACUGUGUGUCCACUUUGAUCAUAAAUCCUGGCUCUAAAGAAAACCCACCGCACGCCAUUCCUCCUAAACCCAUCCCUCGCCAUCUGAUGCGAUCGUCUUAUUCUUUGCAAAGCUCCAGUCCUCCCCCUGACGGCUCCCCGGACCAGGGCCAUUCUUGGACCACCCAGAGUGUUCCCGAUCUGUCAUCCAGUAAUCAUGAACUCAACCCCUUCCAGCUGAACACCAACCAAAGCCAGCAAAGUGCUGGUUCUGGGCGCAUGAUAUUCCCAAGACACCAUGCUCCAAUGCUGGGCUCAGAACCCAACCAUUUCCCCAGUCCUGCCACUUACCCUUAUCCUCCUUACCACUACGCCAGUCCUCCUUAUGGUUUUAAUCAUCACAGCCCUCCAGUGCAUCACUAUUCUAGUCUAACCAGUCUGCACCAGUCUGCAACUCCCCCACUCCCACCACAUGGCAGCCUCAUCAACUUGCAUCAGCCUUAUUCUUCCUCAGCCCCACACUUCGAUCUGGGUUGCUUACUUCCUGGAACUCCUCCGAUGCACCUACCAGAAUACUCAUUCAGCCAUCCACUACCUUUCCCUGCUGCUCCUCCAGCGCACCAGUUUGGUUCCCCUUACUACGGUACACAUGGGUACACACACCUUCCCCCCGGGCUCCCUCCUACUGCAGCCCCAGGUUCAGGACGAUGCCCGUCCAGCACCGAGAUGCAGCUGAGGAAGGUUCUGCACGAGAUCAGGGGAACGGUUCAGAGUCUCGGUCAGAGCCGGAUCAAUUCUCCUGAUUUGUUUGGUGAGCUCAGAGCAGCUACAACCAGCCAGCAGUCUGUGGCAGAGUUCCAGCAGAAGAGGCGCAGUCUAAACAUGUUCCGCAAUCAGAUGAUGGACCUCGAGCUGUCCAUCAUGCGGCAGCAGGCUGUCGUUUACAAGCACCUGAGUCCCGCUGACAGGAUGGAGGCAGAGCAGCUUCAGUCCCUGAGGUCACAAGUCAGAGAGGAACUCCAGGAGCUGGAGCAACAGCUGGAGGACAGACUGAUGGAGCUGACACCGCACUCAAACCUCAGAGGUCUUCAUAGAGAGGGCAGCGUUGACAGCCUGUCCACCGCCUCUGCACUGAGAGCCAUGGAGCCGGUAUCAGAGCUCCUCAGAGAGCAGUUCUUCCUCCAAUCAGAGCUGUGCUACGGUGGCCACGGCCCCUCCAGCGUCCCCUCCACCCGCUCGCCCAGUCCGGUCAGAAGGGAGGGAGACGAUGGCAAGCAGAGUCGAGGAGUGUAUCGUGCAUCAAUCAACAUUACCCCCGUCCCGCCUGCUCGACUUAACACACACACCGAGGAGGCGGAGGAGGGUCAGAAAGACGGUCAAGAGGUAGAGAGAGAAAAAGGAGAAGAACACGAGACACCGGAGAGGGAAGGAGAGGCAGAAAAAUUUAGACCUGACAACUUUCAACAACUUAUUAGAGAGAUCCGAGAGAGCGUGGCCCAGGAGGUCCGACGGGAGAUCUACAACGAGCUGCUAGCUGCUGCGUCUCCACAGGGCUCAACCUUUUCUGCCCGGCAACAGCCCAUGUAGCCUGGCAGAACGCCGCCCGCCAGCCUUAGUAACCAGGACCUGAACAAAAACCACUGCCUGUCUUUAACACUGUACACCCGAGUAACACUGUGCGACACUAUGUGCUUGUGACACUGUAUGUUGGUAACACUGAUGAGCCAUCUAUGAAAAACCCUGUUGCAGAUGGGGGAGGCUUCCACUUUCUUGGAGCAUCAGUGAAAAUUUCUCAACUUCUCACCUCUUUUUCUUUAUGUAUAAAAAAGCUGUAGUCAACUUCCCUGACAAUUCAGCUACCACUACUGCCACUAUUACCACGAGUACUGCAUCUAGAAUCACCACUACGAACAGCAUCUUGCACAAUAGUAGCAACACAGUACUUCCUGUUUUCUUUCAGUUGCAUCCAUUUUAAAGAUCUGUCUCCUAUAUUUGUGCCUCUAGCCAAACAGUUUAAUAUUAAUUUAACUUUAGCAUGUUUUUCCUCAACCUUUUUUUUUAUUAUGAUUAAUCAUUAGCUCCUUAGAUUCCAUAUCCAGUCUAUACAGUCAUAUUUAUGUUUAUUUACCACCAAAUAAAACAGCAGUUGGAAAAUAAAUCAGAUCUUACUGAAAUUCCUGUCGAGGUAGAGGCAGAAAUUAUUCAGACAGAUGUUGAAUAACCUAAAAGAGAACACGAGCUGUGAUUUCAUUUGCCAUGAAUAGAGUCUUUACCAUCUCUAACAUCUCUUAACAUCUUCUUAAAUUGUCUUAAUGGACAUUUUUGUGAAAGUUUGCUUUGUUCAGCCUUUCUUUUUGUAUUUUUGUUCAGUCUUUCUCAGACUCGCUGUGAGCGUUUUUGUAUCUCCCCCCCACUCAUUCCAUGCACAUUUCACCUUAGGAAAAACAGUUUUGGACAGUUUGAUUGAGAAAUUUGAUGCAUAAUCAUCCUCAUCACCAUCACCCUCAUCAUGCUUCUGCUCCAGUUGCCGCCUUUAAGUCGCCUUAUGCAACACAUUGUUGCUUCAGCCAGUUUAUGCUCACAAGAUGAAAUAGGAUACAUCUAUGAACUGAUGAACAGAAAAUAAACAUUCCAUUCUGAUUCUGACAUUUUUUUCUGCACCAUAAUAAAAAAAAUCAACAUUAACCUGCAUUAAAUUUCCUGGAAGAUGCUCAGUUUGCAGUAUAAAGAAAGUGGUCUGCGUACGUUGCCGGGAGGUGCUGGGGGUUAAAGGUCAGAGGUUUUGGUAGGUUGAAGUGAUGAGGAUGACUAUAUGUCGACUGCUCGGAUGUAAGAGCCUUCUUCGGCUUUUGCUGCGUUAGCAUGUUGGUUUCACUUGGAUGAAAAAUGCGUGCAAUAAUGUGAACACGUUGAAUAUGUUUUGAGGUUUUUCUUUGCUUUAUUUUUUAGGUUUUUGUUGGACCAUUGCAAACAUUUCAGAGUCCUCACUGGUUUGUGACCAGUCGGUAAAUUAAGAAAAGUACAUGUGUAAGUUGAAUGUGAUUUGCUGAGGGAACUGUCGGCUGUGAGACCUCUCAUUUUUUUAUUUUUUUUCCCCUCAUCUUAUUUGGACAAUAGCUGUACAAAUCUGUGCGCAAGAUCACAUUUGUUUGCUGAGAGUUGAGCUGUGUUGGUAGAAUUUGUGUAAACUUUAAACUGUAGCUUAAAACUAGCUUACUAUUUCAAAACUGAGUUCUCAGUCUCAUUUACAAUGGUUCUGCAGCAUGUUAAGCUGGCUCAGGUGUUAUCAUCAUGGGACCUUAAUGCAUAUUCUUCCAGGAAUGUGAAUGCUCCAACUUUUUCAGCCUGCAGUCAUGUUCACAAUCACAAACCUGCUGGAGAAACACUCUUUAUUACAUUUAGAUCAAGAAUCCACUCUUAAUCACACUUUACUGUCUGAAUGUUGGUGGUUAUGAAUUACUGUCCAUGUCUACUAAUAAUAAUGAUGAUGAUGACGAUGUGCAUUUUGUAUUGUGUCCUAAGUCUGAUGUAGGGAGGGGUCACUGUAGAGAUAAUAAUAAAGAUGUAUUUAUUUUCAGUACAAA